CAUGCCUCACUGCUGUGCUGAGAGCUCUCAGUAUUAGUCUGGAGCUUCCUGCACCCUGCAUCCUUCCUGCCUGGCAUGCCAGCCCUGGAUACAUUGUAACCCUCCACCCCCCCAUCCUUCCAUGGUAGCUCCCCUGGAUACAUUGUAAUAGUACCUCCAUGUGAUUGGAUUCACUGGAAGAGCUCACCAGGUGGGGGGGUCCACACCAGGACCACUUUCAAAGUGUUCAUUGCUGGCUGUGACUUUGCUGAUCUGCACCUCCUGAGCCCCUGCAGGGGGAGGGACCCUGUGACUUUGGAUUUAAGGGACAGGAAAAUAGCCCUGGGCUCCUGGAAACUUGCUGGGUUCCUGCAGUGUGGAUGGGAGCGAAGGACCUGAUGGAGUUUUAAUAGCCGAAUGCUGACGCACCGGAGCGAGUAUGGUAAAACACCAACCAUUGCAGUACUAUGAACCACAGUUAUGUUUGUCGUGUCUGACCGGAAUUUACGGCUGCCGGUGGAAACGGUACCAGCGAUCACAUGACGACACCUCCAAGUGGGAGCUUUUAUGGCUUGCGAUUCUCACCCUCACCUUCUUCCUGACCCUCAUCUGGUUCUAUUUCUGGUGGGAAGUGGAAAACGACUACAAUGAAUUUAACUGGUUUUUAUAUAACAGAACAGGAAAUUGGGAUCACUGGUCUAUUCCAAUCCUUAUUACUACUGCUGCUGGAUUCACAUACAUCACAGGGUUAUUGAUGCUAGCACUAUGUCACAUAGCUGUGGGACAGCAAUUGAAUUUACACUGGCUCCACAAGGCCUUUCUUGUGGUUAUUUUGGGGACCACCGUCCUAGCCAUGGCUUCCAUCGAGCAGAUGUGGACAGAAGAAUGGGAAGUGCUUAUAAUUUCCCUCCAGGCCACGGCUCCAUUCUUGCACAUAGGGGCUGUCGCAGUGGUCACUAUGUUGUCCUGGAUAGUUGCUGGUCAGUUUGCAAGAUCAGAGAAAGCCAUUUUUCAGAUUUGCAUUAUCCUGGCGUACCUGGCUGUGAUCAUUGCACUUUACCUGGUCCCACUGACCAUUUCCUCACCCUGUAUAAUGGACAAGAAGGACCUGGGGACCAAACCAAGAAUUAUUGGCCAUAGAGGUGCGCCCAUGCUAGCUCCAGAAAACACGUUAAUGUCUUUUAAACGAGCACUGGAAAAUGAUGUGUAUGGACUUCAGACUGAUGUCAUGAUAAGCUACGAUGGAAUCCCAUUCUUAAUGCACGAUAGCUCACUGAGGCGGACCACCAAUGUGGACAGUGUCUUCCCUUCCCUCUCCUCCGAGCCCUCCUCGAUGGCCAACUGGACCGAUCUGGAGAGGCUCAAUGCUGGGGAGUGGUUUUUAAAGGAUGAUCCGUUUUGGACAGUGAGUUCACUUUCUCCUUCCGAGAUUUUUGAAGCUGGAAACCAGUCGAUCUGUAAGCUGAUAGACCUCUUGCAACUAGCAAAGGAAAGCAAUGUAACGGUCCUCUUUAAAUCUCUCCCCCUUCCCCCCGCGCAUCCUCACUACAAAGACCGCAUCAAUAUCACCAUCAAUACCAUCCUGGCAUCCGGCAUUCCACAGGAGCUUGUGAUUUGGCUCUCCGACAGUGACCGACAGCUGGUCCAAAAACUGGCACCUGGUAUUCAGCAUGCGUCCAACGUUAAAGACUUCAAACAUCUGAGAGAAAGAGGGAUCACAAUGCUAAAUCUGCGAUACACUGAAAUAAUGGAUGACGACAUCAGGGAAUCUGCAUCUGACAAUAUUACACUCAAUGUAUACAUUGUAAAUAAAUCCUGGCUUUACUCAGUAUUGUGGUGCGCCGGAGUCCAGUCAGUCACAUCGGAUGCCGCAACUAUCCUUCACAAUGUGCCUUUUCCCAUCUGGGUUAUGCCUCCAGAUGAAUAUUCUCUUAUUUGGAUAACAUCCGAUCUCGUUUCAUUCACUGUAAUUAUAGGAGUUUUUAUAUUGCAGAACUAUCACUUGAUCAGGUGGCGAUUAGGCAGUAUUCGAACUUACAAUCCAGAACAAAUCAUGCUGAGUGCAGCUGUACGACGUGCAAGCAGGGACGUCAGGAUUAUGAAGGAAAAACUCAUAUUUUCAGAAAUAAAUAACAGUAUGGACAACGCGGAGGAGCUCUCGUUGUGCUCUGAAAACCGUUACGAUGGUUUUGCCAAUGACGCCAUAUCACCUGCAACAGAAGCUAAAGUCCACUCCAACUGAAAGCAGAGAAGCUACAUGAACAAACCGGAACCCCAUCCUUUUUUAUAGAAAAAUCUGGGGGUUCUCAAGAAAACCUGCAAAUUUCUAAGGACAGGAUAAUACAUUACUUGCUGGGCGAGAUUCACUGCACCGUGAGAUAUUCGAUCGGUGAAAACUUGAGUGGUCUUCUAGUGAGCCACAUUUUGACGAGCAGAUUCCGUAGAAGAGCACACAAGUUUAUCAUAGUGAAAACUCUGUCCACAAUUUCACUACUUUUAGUUAAUCUCGUACACUGAGGGCACAAGGUGGCGCACAAAGAAUUUUAGAUCUUUCUAUGCCCACAUGGAACUUAGCUGGCUAACACCAGAAUAUUGAAUAUUUCUGUUUAUAUUUAUAUAUUUUUUUUUUUGUUAAUUGUUGUAUAAUUUGGACUGUGAGAUUGUACAUAUGUAGAAAGUAAUUUGAUCCUUUCCCCCCCCCCUCUCCCCUAUUGUGAGUAUUUGUGGUAACACAAGCAAGUUCUUGUGUGAAUUUCGAUUGAUUCGAGAGAUUGUUUAAAACCUCAGCCUGAGUAUGUCAUUCCUGUUUUACGCUACAGUUACCUCUUAAAGCUUGUCUGUCACCCUAUAACAGAACAUUGCAUUGACAGAGCCGAAAACAGUCCACACACAUUCUUUCCACAAACAUCCUUCAUUUUAAAGGGUGAUAUAAAGCUAACCUCUGACCAAGGAGAUGCUUGUAAAAUAUUGGGCUAAACAAACAAUACAAUGCAGAUUUUUCAUUAUUUUUUUUAGACUGUUUAAAAUGUUAAAACGCAAUUCAACACAAAAUUGGAUUUCUAUUUUUUUUUUUUUUUUUUAAUUCUUCGAGGUGGCAAGUCUUCUUUAGUAGUAUCAGUUGCUAUAUGAUCACUAUAUCUGGUAAAAGAACAAUAUGAGGGACUCAUCUUAUCAAACUUUUUUACUUUACUUUUUAAAAAUAUAUUUUCUGUAAAGAAGACUACCUCCAUUGUGCACUGUAGUUACAAUAUAACCACUAAGUAUGACAUCUCUAAAAGCCUCAACUCUGACAUCACCUUUUGGGUUCUACAAUGCAUUGGUGUACAGGCUCAUGGCCAGGGCGGGCCCAUGGUCACUUGGCACUCUAUAACAUAUAACAUAGUACUUUUUGUUCUCCUAGAGUUGUUAGCGCAGUCUAAUCUCUUUGUGCUGACAUCAUGAUUUCGUAAACUUGGUUUUGUUAAAUGACAAUGUAAACUUUUCUGUAAACCAGUGCAGAGCCACGCGCUAUAACUGCUGCUGGUGAGCUUUAUAGGAUCGUGUGAAAUAAGAUCUACAUAAUAGUCUUAAUUUUGGGAUCAGAUCGCUAGCCUCUUUGAAAUGUCUGACUUUGCAAGUUUUGGUGGCCGUUGUUAACUGGGGAUUUUCAUGUUUACUGUAUGGUGUAAAAGAAACUUAGAUUUUUGGUUUUAUGCAUGAAAAUAAAUGCUGGGCUGGUUGUAGAACCACCUUUCAGGUUCUAAGCUUCACACAUUCAACAAGAACACAAUGAAAACCUGAAGCACGUCGUCCAUGGAUUGUAAGAAGUACAUUUGCACAGCAAAUAAAAUAUGGAUAGGUUUGGUCGUUGUCAAUAUUGCGUUUGACUGAUUUCACUUUUGAGUGAAGCGAGAGCAAUGAUAUGUUUGUGAACUUCAUUACCCAUAAUGCCCAUUUAGCUGUCAUGGGAAACACAGUUUUAAAAUGUCUGGGUUGCCAAGCCAUUGUUGUUUUUAAAAUAUUACAUGUCCAUUUAGCAAUCUGGGAAUGCCAUUAUCCUGAAACCUUCACCAGGAUAUCUGAAUGGAGAUCUCAUUUGCAUUCCCUGCUGGUUAGACAAUGUUGCUCAUCAGUAAAAUUGACAACACAUCAAAUGUAAGUUCUCUAGAUUCUUCCGUUGUAAAAAAACGACCUGCUGUCAAACCGUGUUUUAAAUACAGGUUCAAUGUCGAGCUAGUCUCGGACGACUGCCAUAGAGCACAAACCAUGUGUUCACUCAGUCUGGACACAGAUUUGAUCCAUGUAAAAAGCACACGUGUAAGACCCAUCUCCAUAUAGUUAAAACUAUAAGUAGCAAGUAACCGUAUUUUAAUACAUUGGUAUAACUCACCACUGGCCAAAAUGUAGAUUAAGAUUUACCCACCUUAAUGUUGCUAAAGCUUCGUGGGAGGUGUAUACAGAAAAACUAUGGAUCUCAAUUUUCCGCCGCCCCUGUAUUUAAAGUGUCGACCCCUGAUAUAGACCUAUUGCGUAUGAAAGUGCAAGCUAACUCAGAGGAUUCAGCUACCCUCCCAAUUUAAUUUUCUUUUUUGCGUUGGUUAUUAUUUGUAAGGGAACAUAACCAUUGAAUACGAAUAUUUAAAAUAGUCAUAAUAAGCUUAGACAAUCUGUGAUGAAUGGGGUCUGAGGAAGACCUGUUUGAGGCA
Messenger RNA from Pelobates fuscus (common spadefoot toad), 4664 nucleotides. It is a transcript of the gene GDPD5, whose product is annotated as glycerophosphodiester phosphodiesterase domain containing 5. Gene Ontology annotation, biological process: positive regulation of neuron differentiation; lipid metabolic process. NCBI's taxonomy places the organism in Eukaryota, Metazoa, Chordata, Amphibia, Anura, Pelobatidae. Gene Ontology annotation, molecular function: glycerophosphodiester phosphodiesterase activity. Bases 419 to 2221 code for a protein of 600 amino acids. The transcript is spliced from 17 exons. The record is from RefSeq and is a predicted model, not a curated record. Gene Ontology annotation, cellular component: plasma membrane.